AUGCAAAGCUCAAUAGUGAUUGCUGGAUCUGGGGUGAUAGGACUAGAUGUUGCUCUCAUCCUUGCAGAGAAUGGAUAUGGAAAUUAUACAACCAUCGUCGCGCAACAUUUGCCGGGAGAUACCUCUAUCGAGUACACCUCACCAUGGGCGGGCGCAAAUUUUUCUGCAAUAUCUGGAGCUGAUACAAAUGCUCUAAUCUGGGAUAAGGCGGGGUAUAAACGCCUCAUGAAGCUUGCAACUACAGAUGGACCCGCUGCUGCUAUCAAGAAGACGCAAUCAUUCGAAUUCUGGGAUGAAAGGCCUGCUGAGCAAAAGCUCAAGUCGCUUGCAGACUACUUAGAAGAUUUCACAGUACUGCCCUCGCACAAACUCAUAACAGGUGUCCAGUUUGGCAUCUCUUUUACUACAGUAACUAUCAAUGCUCCCAAACACAUCCAAUAUCUCAGGAGUCAGGUUGAAGCACGUGGUGUCAAGUUCCUUCGGCGAAAGCUAGAGCAUCUAGAUUCCGCUUUUCUGAGUGAAAAUACGAAGGUUGUGUUCAACUGCAUUGGGAACGGCGCGCGGCAUUUACCUGGUGUUGAGGACAAGAAGUGCUUCCCUGUAAGAGGUCAAAUUUUGCUUGCAAAAGCACCGCAGAUCAACACAAACAUCAUGCGCCAUGGCAAGGAUUAUGAGACCUAUAUCAUUCCAAGGCCUUUUUCAAAUGGCAAUGUGGUCCUUGGAGGAUACAUGCAAAAGGGCAACGGUAACGGUGAUACAUUUUCCCACGAGGCGGAUUCCAUCUGGAAACGAACGACAAUGUUGGAGCCAUCUUUGGAUGUGCCCGAGACAGAGAUCCUGGCCACAUUCGCAGGUCUCAGACCUGGACGUUCAGGAGGAGCACGCAUCGAAAAAGAAGCUCGCUCUGAUGGCCGAAUCGUUGUGCAUAAUUACGGGGCGGGUGGAACAGGCUACCAGGCUGGCUUUGGUAUGGCAGUAGAAGCUGUGGAGAUAGCCCUUCCGUUUCUUAACGAUAUGAUAUGUGGCCCAAAUCGUAUUUCUGGAACAAAACUAUAG
Messenger RNA from Exserohilum turcica Et28A, 1056 nucleotides. RefSeq lists its product as uncharacterized. The transcript has 5 exons. Gene Ontology annotation, molecular function: FAD binding; D-amino-acid oxidase activity. NCBI's taxonomy places the organism in Eukaryota, Fungi, Ascomycota, Dothideomycetes, Pleosporales, Pleosporaceae. Bases 1 to 1056 code for a protein of 351 amino acids. The record is from RefSeq and is a predicted model, not a curated record.